CUUUGUCAAAUAGACUUUCGAAUCAUACAUCUUCAUUCUUUUAAUCCACCCCUCUUGGCAGAUAUUAACAAAUCGAAUACAAAAACUAAACCAAACAUGGGGCUGAACACGGAUAUCGACUUUGUUGCCGCCGCGGCUCCAGUGAUAAGCGCCAUGGUGGGGGCCCAAAAGCCAGCAUUACACGACAUCGAGAGUCGUAGGAAAUGGUUUUCUGGUUUACCAAUUGGACCGACUGCUAAAGGUUUGGUGUUGGAAAAGCAUACCAUUCCAGCGUCAGAUGGUUAUGAGCUCUUGAUAUACCACUACAAGAAAGAGGUCACUAUUGAUCAAGCAUCUCCUGCGCCGGUAAUCUUUCACAUCCAUGGAGGUGGCCUCAUCUCAUCGAGUGCUGCUAAUUCCAUUCCCAUGAUCUCUGAAUGUGUCCUCGCCACUGGGGUACAGGUGUUCUCUGUUGAUUACCGGCUUGCGCCAGAACACCCAUAUCCGACACCUCUCGAGGAUUGCUGGUCCGGCUUGAGAUGGGUUUUGUCAAAGGCAGCCGACUUUGGCCUCGACACUGCCUCUAUUGCCGUCAUGGGUGAAAGUGCCGGUGGGAAUCUUGCAGCCGCAGUAGCGCUGUUAGCGCGAGAUCGAGGAUUGUCUCCGCCGCUGGCAAAGCAAAUCUUAAUCUACCCUAUGUUGGAUGACCGAAAUUCAUCCAAGGGCAUCGGACCUGUGUGUAUUUGGAAUGAAGUCGACAACGUCACGGGUUGGACAGCAUAUCUAGGGCACGAACCUGGGCGAUCUGGAGUGCCAAUGUUCGCAGCACCCGCUCGUGCGGAAAAUGUUGAGGGUUUACCUCCCCUUUACCUGGAUGUCGGACAGCUUGAUCUGUAUAUGCUCGAGGACCUGGAAUAUGCUACAAGGUUUGUGAAUGCUGGUAUCGAGACGGAACUGCAUGUCUACCCAGGUUUACCACACGGAUUUGACUUCCUUGCACCUGGCCAUCCCAUCACCAAAAUGGCGAAGGAGAAUAGAUAUAGGACUAUUCGAAAGCUCUACCGCGAUUCUCAAGUCCAGAGCGAGGCUAUCGAAUCCUGAUUUGGAAACACUUAGCCCAGUAUAUACUCGUAACAUGAAUCAACCUCGACG
Bipolaris sorokiniana ND90Pr is the source of this 1131-nucleotide messenger RNA. RefSeq lists its product as uncharacterized. The coding region runs from base 97 to 1080 and encodes 327 amino acids. Gene Ontology annotation, molecular function: hydrolase activity. The transcript has a single exon. The record is from RefSeq and is a predicted model, not a curated record. Lineage: Eukaryota; Fungi; Ascomycota; Dothideomycetes; Pleosporales; Pleosporaceae.